AUGGCGCCGCCCGCUCUUCCACUUCAUCGUCAUCAAUCGUCUCUAGAGGGUAUCAUAGACUUCUCAUCGCGGGAGCCCUUGUCCGAGUCUCAUCGCGCCUCAGCUAUUCGUCGGUUUUAUCAAGUCAUCAAUUAUUUUGAUGGUAAUGACACUAAACGAGGUCAAAACCAAUACGAUAGAGUGAAGCUUGUACUCUUCACUUACGAAUAUUCCACCAAUCAACUGUCCAAAGAUAAUGUUUUGAUCGCUGUUUUUGAGUUUUUGAAACUAUCAAUUUCAGCUGAAGAGGAUAUCGACUUUGAAGAUGCCACGUACCAAAGCGAGUUGAAGAACCACUUGUAUGAAUUUGCCGACUACCUGAUCGACAACUUCUUUCUCCCGCGUAUGGCCCCACAAGUCAAAGCAUCAACCAAAAAGACACCACAACCUACGCCAGCAUCUCACUCAGCUGUUAUGAAAACUCAACGCCAGGACCAUGUCUUUUCUGGGACGCCAGAGCGCCUAGCCAGUCUGAGAGGUGCCUGCCUCAUACGUGACCGGUAUCGCUGUGUUAUUUCACGCAAGUUCGGCAGGGCUGAAGCCAAGGUUCCGAUCAACUACACCGAAACCCACCGGUUGAUCGAUUGGUGUAUUACUCAUACACUUACAUCAAUCAACCUGAACCCUCGACGUGAUCAACUACCCUACAUCGGCGACCCUGGUUGA
This is a messenger RNA of Fusarium poae, 705 nucleotides long. RefSeq lists its product as uncharacterized. Bases 1 to 705 code for a protein of 234 amino acids. NCBI's taxonomy places the organism in Eukaryota, Fungi, Ascomycota, Sordariomycetes, Hypocreales, Nectriaceae. The transcript is spliced from 2 exons. The record is from RefSeq and is a predicted model, not a curated record.